Molecule: messenger RNA, 2424 nt
Organism: Parnassius mnemosyne (clouded apollo)
Lineage: Eukaryota; Metazoa; Arthropoda; Insecta; Lepidoptera; Papilionidae
Source: the annotation of a GenBank genome assembly
AUGUGGCAUGAAGCAAGAAAGCAGGAACGAAUGAUCCGUGGUAUGAUUGUGGAUUACCGACGUAGGGCAGAACGCCGAAAAGAUUUCUACGAAAAAAUUAAAGCCGAACCUACUCAGUUUUUGCAACUUCAUGGACGACCAUGUAAAAUUCAUUUAGAUCCUGCUAUUGCUGCAGCUGGAGAAGGACCUGCUAUAAUGAUGCCGUGGCAAGGUGAUACCAAUAACAUGAUUGAUCGUUUUGAUGUAAGAGCCCAUUUGGACUAUAUCACAGAAGUAAAGAAUCCCUAUGUACCGCCUGAAGAACUAAGCCAAGAAGAAAGACAGUGCAACUAUGAGAGAUACAGAAUACUGGCACAAAAUGCUUUUCUUGGAAUAAGUGAAGACAAAUUCUUACAACAGUUGGCUAUUGAAGAGCAGUUUGGGGUGACUGUUGAUGAAAAAGAGUUCCAAAAAGAGAAGUUGAGUGAAAAGAAAGGGACUGGUGCUGCUAUAGGCUACAAUUAUAAUGAUCCUGGUGCACCAUCCAUCCAACCGUCUAGCUCUAAUGGCCCAGAGGUUAAGAAAGUGGAUGUGAAAGAUUCCGAUGAUGAUUCUGACCUGGAAAUUAUCGAUGUUGAUUUGAGUAUAGAUGUGAACAAAAUGGAGGCUUCACAGGCACACGAGUUGAAUGCAGUGGGACCUCUAUUUGGAAUGGCGGGAUGCGAUUUGUUCUCCUUCCUUACCGGUGACGCAGAUGACGCAGAACAUCAGAAACAACUUCUAAGAGAGGAGAAAGAGAAGGCAAUGUUUUCUGGAAGGAAAAGUAGAAGGGAGAGACGUGCACAUCGCGAUAAGAAACUGGCCACUCGAAUAGUGAGCCCUCCAAGUUAUGCGGCGCCGUCGUGUCGGCCGCGUUCGGCGUCGCGUUCGGCGACUCGCUCCCCGAGUCGCAGUCCGUCGCCCGAUAAUGAGAACAUACAGUUCAUCACUUCAUUUGGUGGUGAUGAAGAUGACGUCAAACCUUCACCAUCUCAGAAAGUUUUAUAUGCUGAUAAAGUAAAACAUAAUUUAAAGAAGACCGAAUUAUAUGCUGAGGUUGCUCGAAAACCAUCAAAACUCAGUUCAACAUCAAUACAAAGCAAAUUUUACCGUCCUCAAAUGGGGCCUCGCGGGCCCAACUCGAAGUCAAAAUCGAGGUCGUAUUCCCGUUCCCGCUCAAGAUCAAGGUCGAGGUCGAGAUCGCGUACUUGGAGGAAGUCCCGCUCAAGAUCGAGGUCUCCUAGAUCUCUUUCGGUUUCUUCAAGGUCGCGCUCGCGCUCCUACAGUCCUUACAGGAAGUCAAAAUCGAGGUCACGAUCAAGGUCAAGAACUUUAAAAAAUAGGCGCUCUCGCAGUCCAUCAAAUAAUGCAGCAAAUCGUAACAAUUCGAGGUCAAUGUCACGCGAAAGUAAUGACAAAAGCACCCAAAACAAACCAGUCGUUCCGCGUUACUAUGGCCGUCGCAAAGAAGAUAAGUCCUCAAGUGAACUGUCCGUGGACUCCGACUCAAGUGAUACGGCUGAGGAUGAGAAAAAUAAAACAUCGGUGGGCAAUACCUCAAAUACUAACCAGAAUCAGUUACGAUUGUCUGGAUCCAGCACCAAAGGCCCGUCACGAGAAACGUUGACGUUGAAAGAAAAAUUGAAAAGAAAAAUGCAGGCUCAGUUAUCAAAGCAAUUGCGGGCGGAUAAGCGCGCGGAGGCGGAGCGGCAGGAGCGCGAGAGCCGGCGCCAGGCGCGCCGCGACGAGGAGAUGCGCGAGCUGGUCAUUAAGCUGCGCCGCAAACAACGUGAAAUGAGACAUCAGCAGAACCGACGAUCUAGCGAUGAUAAUUCCGGUAGAAGUCGUAGCGGAUCUUCGUCAAGACAAUCACCAGCAGUAGAGAAAAGAAGAGACUAUAGAAGUCGUUCAAAGACACCUUCGCCCAAACCGAGACGUGUCCCUGUGUGGGAGUCAAACAAGGAACAGUCGCCUCCUUACCGGUCAAGAACUCAAGAGUUCGGAGAAAAUUCACACUAUCAAAGCAAUCCUAGACGACGGUAUCAGGACAAUCCGGAAAGUCAUUACAGUCGCGAUGACAGAAGAUACGAAGAAGAAAGACCUCAAAGUAACUAUUCAAAUAGAUACGAAAGGUAUCCUAAUAGAGAUUACGGCAGUCGAGGCUAUGAGCAUUCCCGCCACGAGCAAAAUUAUGAAAACAGAUGGGAACAAGAGAAGGGCUACUAUUCGGAUAGGAAAAGACCUUUUGGGCCUAGAGGAGGAUAUAAAAGCCAAAGUUACAAGGGAGGACCACCUCAAAGGCAUGGCGAUGGAUCAUCUAGUUGGCAAUCGCAUAGCCAAGAAGAUGACGGGAGGGAAAGCGCAGAAAGUUACUCUAAAAGUAAAAUUAAACUUGUCGAUUAUUAG